Messenger RNA from Marasmius oreades (fairy-ring Marasmius), 815 nucleotides. RefSeq lists its product as uncharacterized. The record is from RefSeq and is a predicted model, not a curated record. Lineage: Eukaryota; Fungi; Basidiomycota; Agaricomycetes; Agaricales; Marasmiaceae. The coding region runs from base 256 to 699 and encodes 147 amino acids. The transcript is spliced from 3 exons.
GUCAUAGUAUACCAUAUAUGUAUAUGUAGGAGUUGAGAGGAUACAAUAUUGUACAUAGAAGGGCUCGGGGAACGACUCGGACUAGCGGUGCGACGACAAUGGGGGCAUGACUGGUACGAACUAAUUGGGCAGGCGGGGCAGGCGGACCGCGACCGGACCACUGCCUUUCCUGUGUCCGCUACAGCGGUCACAAGGGUGUCCGCUACUGAUGCGUCGGCUAGGCUACUGGCUGGACACAAAAAUGUAGCUGGGACAAUGUGUCCGAGCAACACUGGUAUACGCUCGUCUUCUAGUACCUCUUACGGUGCUGGUUUCAAUAGCGUUGGUGGUGGGGUGUAUGCAGGUCUGAUCGAUAGUGACGGUGCAACUGUAUGGUUCUGGCCGCGAGACUCGAUACCAGGAGAUAUUUCGGCUGGAACCCCGUUGCCUUCCUCUUGGGGAACUCCAAUGGCCAGGUGGAGCUCGAGCACUUGUAAUCCCGAUCAGAUCUUCAGAAAUCAAGCUGCUAUCUUUACUAACACUUUAUGUGGUCAAUGGGCGGGAGGUGUAUGGAAUACCGCCGGCAUUCCCGGUCAAGACCAGAGCUGUGCUCAGAGAACCGGCUUCUCGACUUGCGAAGAGUUUGUGAGGAAGAACGGAGCCUCGUUCACUCAAGCGUACUGGGAAAUUAAGAGCGUCAAGAUUUAUGAACGGAAGUGAAUGUGAUCUAUUUAGACGGUUAUUAUUGGCACCGAUUUGUAUUUUUUUUGAUCGAGCCUCACACGUAGAGCAGAUUGUAUUUUUGGUUUAUGCAGUAAGAUAGACGUGCUCACACG